Messenger RNA from Chlorella variabilis, 1404 nucleotides. RefSeq lists its product as hypothetical. Gene Ontology annotation, biological process: lipid metabolic process. Gene Ontology annotation, molecular function: oxidoreductase activity, acting on paired donors, with oxidation of a pair of donors resulting in the reduction of molecular oxygen to two molecules of water. NCBI's taxonomy places the organism in Eukaryota, Viridiplantae, Chlorophyta, Trebouxiophyceae, Chlorellales, Chlorellaceae. Gene Ontology annotation, cellular component: endoplasmic reticulum membrane. The record is from RefSeq and is a predicted model, not a curated record. Bases 136 to 1404 code for a protein of 422 amino acids. The transcript has 7 exons.
CAGCUGCUUUCUGGAGCUCCUGGCCUCCUUCACAGCAGCCCCCGGCGCCCCACGCCGCCGUUAUCCUGCGCCCUCUGCAGCAGCCCCCCGCCCGGAACCAGCGCUCCAUCGCAGCCCCCUGCCAAUCCCAGCAGCAUGGUUGCCACCGCUCUGCCCCCCCAGAUGACCUCCGUGUCUGGCCGUGGGCUCGGCCUGGCCCUCGGCGCAAAGCCUGUGGCCGGCGGCCUGGUGCGGGCCCCCAGGCUGCAUGCAGCCACCUCCCAGCGCUGCGCCCGCCGGAUCAGCUGCCAGGCGGCUCGGGACAACACCAGGACCAGCGCCGCCGCCGUGGAGGCCACCCUGACCAUGGCUCCUGAGGACGGCUCCGCCGUGGGCGAGAUCAUGGUGCCGGAGUGGGCAGGGAUGAGCUACGAUGCACAAUACGACGACAUCUUCUCCAAGCCCCUCAACCUGCGCAAGGUCACCCCCAAGCCCGACCCCUCCGCGCAGGCGCAGGUGCCCGGAGCGCGCAAGGUCCCCUUCAGCGACGUCUACGGCAAGCCGCGCAAGAGGCUGUUCUGGGACCGACAGUUUACCACCAAGGACAAGGUGUACCUCGGCUACAUGGCGUUUGUGCACGUGGGCGCCCUGCUGGCGCCCUUCUACUUCUCCUGGGCCCACGUGGCCGAGUUUGCGCUCAUGUACUUCAUCACCGGCUGCCUGGGCAUCACGCUGUCCUACCACCGCCAGCUCACCCACCGCUCCUUCACCACCCCCAAGUGGCUGGAGCGCGUGUUUGCCUACUGCGGAGUCAUGUCGGUGCAGGGAGACCCGCUUGAGUGGGUGUCGUGCCACCGCUACCACCACCUGCACUGCGAGACGCCGCUCGACCCCCACUCUGUGUACGAGGGCUUCUGGUGGAGCCACAUGGGCUGGCUGCUGGACGACGACGCCACGCAGAGCCGCGUGUUUGACACCUCCAACGCAGCGGACAUCGCCAAGGACCCCUUCUACGCGCACCUGCACAAGCACUACACGUGGCACGUGGUGGGCAUGUUUGUGGCCAUCUACCUGCUGGGAGGCUGGGGCAGCCUGCUGUGGGCGGGCUGCCUGCGCACCGUCUGGGUCUACCACAUCACCUGGUUUGUCAACUCCGCGGCCCACGUGUGGGGCACCCAGACGUAUGAGACGGGCGACCAGUCUCGCAACAACUGGUGGGUGGGCCUGCUGGGCUUUGGCGAGGGCUGGCACAACAACCACCACGCCUUUGAGUUCUCGGCGCGGCACGGGCUGGAGGACUCUCAGUGGGACAUGACCUGGCAGGUCAUUCGGUUCCUGGACUUCCUGGGCCUGGCAGACAACAUCAAGCUGCCCAGCGAGAAGCAGAAGGAGCGGCUGCGCCUGGAGGACACCGUCGUCGUCUGA